Messenger RNA from Papilio machaon (common yellow swallowtail), 1129 nucleotides. RefSeq lists its product as uncharacterized. Bases 120 to 860 code for a protein of 246 amino acids. NCBI's taxonomy places the organism in Eukaryota, Metazoa, Arthropoda, Insecta, Lepidoptera, Papilionidae. The record is from RefSeq and is a predicted model, not a curated record. Gene Ontology annotation, molecular function: transmembrane monodehydroascorbate reductase activity. The transcript has 3 exons.
GCGCAUUCCUUCAAUCGAUACUGAUAAAGUCGCUCACAUACUACCAACUAAGUAUAUAUUCAUCAUACAUUUUCCAGUUACACAGUUACACGGAAACAUUUGUAGUUCAAACAUAUGAAAUGGCGCCUAAUACAGUGGAAACAAAUUUCACUCCUGACCCAGAAAUGGUGACGAGGGAAAAUAAAACUCAAAACUUGCCGGGACAAGAAGUCAAUUAUAAUUUGUAUAUUUUUCAAUCAACUUUGAAUCUGUUAGCUAACAUUUUAAUUGGUACUGUGGUCGGUAUUUCCUUGUUGUUUGCGUUACGGAAUGGCCUGCCCUUGGGAGCGACUUCGUUACAUAUUGUUCUGUGUGUUAUUGGGUACCAACUGCUUAUGGCGCAGUCUAUUCUCAGCCUGUCUGGCAGCGGCUGGUCUUCGAAGCUAAGACUGGUGGACAAACGGCGCGCUCACUGGAUCUUACAAAUUCUAGGCUCCGGACUCGCUUUAGCUGGAUCCUUUAUAAAGAUACUCGACAAAUCAGUACAUUGGAAUACCUACCAUGGACAAUUCGCCUUGGUAGCAAUGGUAUUCACAGUUGCCUGUUUUCUGAAUGGUCUUACAUCGUUAUACGCUUACGAAUGGCGAAGUAUUUUCAAUGCAUCUAUUUCCAAACUAACACACAUUUGUUUUGGAAUCGUAGCAUUUGGUGCAGCAUGCAUCAGUCUUUGUUACGGUUUUGAUAAGCCAUUCUUUAGAAGCUGGGCGUCAGAAGAUUUUACGGACGCCCUAAUAGCCUUUACUGGAAUCUUCGGUUUUAUAAUAUUGACAAAUCCAUUUAUAACAUUUUUCAAAAAAGCAGCCACAGUCGUUAAAAAAUGAAGAUGUUUAUUUUGGAGUCUUAAAAUGCAUUAAUAAUUACUCAUAGAUAAAAAACCUUCUUAUUAUUGCUUAUGUUAUUUCGCUGUUGUACUUUUAUUGUGUUUUGAGCUACCAAUAAACGAAAGGAAUCUCAAAUUCAUCUUUCAACCAUAAAUAAAUAUUAUUGGAUAAUGAUUGCAUGCAACUCUACAUUUUUUCUAAGAUUUUGUAAACCUCCUUCACAAAAGAAAAUAUUUAAGGAUAUAAUGUACCAUAAAAUCUGAAUUAUA